AUGUUCAACAGUCAACCACAAUUCACAAUAAAAGCUGAGAAAAACAAAGUGUUUGACGAAUCCUGUCAUAUUGGAACGUUCAACAUUGGAAGUGGAAACAUAGCAGAUUGUCUCGAGCACUGUUUGGAGAGCUGUCGGUGUCAGUCGUUUCAAAUUUGUAACAAGACAAAAUGUCAACUGUGUUCAAGUCACAAGAAAGAGAAGAGUUCAUUGCUUCAUGACAAAGAUGACUGCGUCUAUGCUACCUACGAGGUGCGACAUUUGACAGGACAUUUUCAGGUGUGUAAAUACGUUGAUUACCAAUCUCGUUCCCAGAGUAUGCAUGCCUGUUCGCGGGUUAUACCCCGCGAACAGGCAUACUCACAUGAUAAUAUAUUGGUAUAGUGUAGAAGUGAAUUCAUAUCCUUUUGUAAUGAUUAUUUAUAAAAGCUAUAAAAGUCAAAUCCAUAUUUAUAGUAGAUGUACACGCAUUAAAUGGUGGUAAAGUGUAUUUUCUUGAGCCGUGAAUAGCCAAUAUUUGUUCUCGUAAAAUGAGGGAUUUUAGAUUUAUUUAACAUGAUCUAAAAUUACUAAAUGUUUGAUUGAUUUAAUUAGUGCCAUAGUAGUGUGUCUCAUGGGAAGCGAGAAUUUAUUUCAGGCCGGUAGAACAAAGACUGGAGGACGAUAGUGAGAAAUGCGAAUGUGAAGAAGAGCGAUGCAUGCUUCGGAUCAGUAACAAUUUUACUGCAUGCAUGCAUGCAUGUAGUAUUUACUUGAUUUUUGCUAGAAUUAAAUAUCUAUUGGUUUGAAAAAGUCUUUCGAUGUUGAGAUGCAUAUAUAUAUGAAGAGAUUGAAAGGUUUCUUUAAAAUUUUCGUCUUUUGAGAAAAAUCAACAAAAACGCAAAGUCAAAACUUUUAAGAAAAGUUUAUAUUUUUUUAGAAAUUGGAAGAGUAAUGUUCAGGCAUGAGUUGUUUAAUUAAUGAAGUACAAUUGUUGUCAACAAUCUGGUCUCUGUGUCAAGAACUCAAUAUGCAAACCAAUCAACUCCCUCAAACAGCCCUGGAAACGUUUUGCCUGCGAAUGCCCGGAGGGUUACCAUGGAGAUAACUGUGACGAGCCAAUCACAUCAUGUGGAGGGUAUUUAGACGGUCCUCGAAAAUCGGGCAUGUACAAAGUAAUGGAUUCUGAAAAGUCAAUGCACGAAGUCUACUGUCAUUUUCAAUCUGAUGUAGCUUGGACUUUGGUGCAGUCUUACAGUUUUGCAAAUGGUUCUUCCAACAGUGAAUUUAAGCAAGUCCGAAAAUCAUUAUGUGAAAGUCAUCCUCUCAGGGAAAAUGCUUUAACAUGGAGUGGUUAUCGAUUUAGCAAAGCGAGGAUGGAAUCUAUCAAAAAUAAUUCAACUUUCCUGCAGUUUACCUGUGACUAUGAGAAACACCUUGAUCAUACAGAAAUCGGACUAUGCCCAAAUUCGACUUCAAAUUAUUACGACCGAUGUUCUUGA
Molecule: messenger RNA, 1481 nt
Organism: Paramuricea clavata
Lineage: Eukaryota; Metazoa; Cnidaria; Anthozoa; Malacalcyonacea; Plexauridae
Source: the annotation of a GenBank genome assembly